AUGAAAACCUUGAGAAGAAACAAGGAAGGAAUCUAUAACACUGCUCAAAACUAUCACAGAAAGUUCUCAGCCAUCGCCAAGGGUGCUAGAGCUAACAGACCUAGACACCAAGAAUGCCUUGUUUUGGUGGAGACAAGGGACACUUAUACUCCACUUCUGCAUCAAAUCUUGCAAAGCUGUGCAAGAACAGGUGCACCCAUGGAAGGUAAGGCCUGCCAUAGACAGAUCAUAUGUCUUGGAUUGCAAGCAGGCACUUUAACAUCUAACAUACUCAUCAACGUGUAUUCUAAAUGCGGUUUAGUUUAUUGUGCUGACAAAGUUUUUGAUGAAAUGCCUGAAAGAAGCUUAGUUUCAUGAAACACGAUGAUUGGGUCACUUACCCAGAAUGGGGAGGAACAGAAAGCUCUUGGUAUUUUCUUGUAGAUGGAAAGAGAAGGAAACCAUUUUAGUGAAUUCACUGUUUCGAGUGUUCUUUGUGCUUGUGCAGAGAAAUGUGCUGUUUUUUAGUAUAAACAACUGCACGCUCUUGCUGUUAAGUUAGCAAUGAAUUUAAAUGUCUAUGUGGGAAUUGCAUUGCUUGACGUUUAUUCAAAGUCUGGUUUGAUAAAGGAUGCAAGCUGUGUGUUUGCGUCUCUGCCAGAGAGGAGUGAGGUUACUUGGAGUUCGAUGGUAGCCGGGUAUGUGCAAAAUGGGCUUUAUGAGGAGGCUUUGAUGUUCUUCCAUAGAGCUAAAAUGAUGGGGUUAUUGCAGAACCAGUUUACAAUUUCUUCUGCUAUUUGUGCUUGUGUAGGUCUGGCAGCUCUUAUUGAAGGGAAGCAGGUGCAUGCCGUGUUAUGUAAAACUGGAUUUGGUUUGAAUAUAUUUAUUGUUUCCUCUCUUAUAGACAUGUAUGCAAAAUGUGGUAGCAUUAAAGAAGCUUACCAUGUGUUUUGAGGUAUGGAUGAGACAAACACUGUGUUAUGGAAUAACAUGAUUUCUGGGUUUGCUAGACAUGCUUGCUCCCUAGAGGUGAAACUAUUUGAGAAAAUGCAGGAGAUGGGUAGGUUCCCAAGUGAAGUAACGUAUGUUUAUGUAUUAACUGCUUGUAGUCAUAUGGGAUUGAUUGAAAGUGAAAGGAAAUACUUCAACCUCACAGAACACAAUGUGUCACCUACUGUUGUUCACUAUUCAUGCAUGAUUGAUCUUUUUGGUCGGUCAGGAUUGUUGUUUGAAGUCUAUAAUUUGAUAGAGGAAAUUCCAUUUGAUGCUACUGCUUCCAUGUGGGAUUCACUGUUGGCUUCUUGUAGGAUCCAUGGAAAACUUCACUUGGCUGAGGUAGCAGCUAAGCAUUUGUCUGAGAUAGAACCUAAUAAUGCCGGGAAGAGUUGGAUUGAAAUCAAGGACAAAAUUCACUCAUUCAUGGUUGGAGUUUCGCAUGUUAGAAUUGCUGGGAUAUACUCAAAAUUGGACUGUUUGAUCGAAGAGUUGAAGAUUAUGGGCUACACGGCUGAGACUGAACAUGACCUUCAUUAUAUGGGAGAGAACAGAAAACAUGAACCUUUGAGGCACCGCAGUGAGAAACUUGCUCUUACUUUGGGGUUGAUGCGUUUACCUUCAAAUGCAUCUAUCAGGAUCAUGAAGAAUCUUAGGAUUUGUGGUGAUUGCCAUUCUUUUAUGAAGAUUGCAUCAUCUUGUACUGGGAAGGAAAUCAUCGUCAGGGAUACUAACAUGUUCCACCAUUUCAAGAAUGGUUGUUGUUCUUGUCGGGAAUUUUGGUAG
Molecule: messenger RNA, 1758 nt
Organism: Prunus dulcis (almond)
Lineage: Eukaryota; Viridiplantae; Streptophyta; Magnoliopsida; Rosales; Rosaceae
Product: pentatricopeptide repeat-containing protein At5g04780, mitochondrial
Biological process (GO): RNA modification
Molecular function (GO): zinc ion binding; protein binding; RNA binding
Source: RefSeq, a predicted model, not a curated record